GGAGAAGCAAGAGAACAAAGAGAAGAAGAUGUCAGGGACCAGUCAUACUGUCAUCCAGUCAUCCACGGAGUAAGAAGGAAAGUAAGACAUGAAGUAAGAAAAGGAAAAAGUUCAAGGCAAAAGCAGGAAACAUUGGAAGAAAAUUACAGUCUCCUUUUUAUGACUGUUCUGCUAGGAAACAAGAUAUUCUGACUGUUAGUGAAAAUUUUCACCAGGAGAGUCAAUGGAGUUUUCACUCAAUUGCCUUCUCCACCUCUUAAUGCUUCCUGUCUGCACACAAGAAUCAGUGUAUUCACAGGAAAUAAAGCAUAAGAAUUAUGAAACAGCUGUACUGGGAAGAAACGUGACCAUCUUCUGCAAUUUGACAAGUCUGGAAAAUGUUCUGCAAGUCACCUGGCAGAAAAUUGAAGGCUCUUUGCCACAAAAUAUCGGCACUUACAGCCAUAAAUAUGGAGAAAAUAUUAUCCCACCAUAUGUGAACAGGCUGCACUGCGAGAUCCUGGAACCCAGUGCCUCCUUCAUAACCAUCCAAAAAGUGACAUUUGAAGAUGAAGCCUGCUACAAGUGUCUGUUUAAUUCCUUUCCACAUGGCAGCCAUGGAGGACAAACCUGCCUUAACGUCCUAAUUGUUCCUGAAUUAAUAACAGAACUCCAUCCUGUUCCUGGCUCUGAAGAUCUCCUUAACCUUCAUUGUUCAGGGGUGGGAAAGCCUGCUCCUGGAAUCUCCAUUUACCCUUCAGAAGCACUAGUGCUCACACAGAAAGAGUACUUUACUGAGAACCCAAAUAGCACAGUGACCACCACUAAAAUAUACAACAUCUCUUUGAAAGCUGUCAGGUCCUUGGGCCUCCAGCACCUGGUUGUGUCCAUGACUCACCCCAUAGGAAAUGAAGAGAAGAUAGUUCCUCUGCCAGUAAAGCAAGAAGGUACCGUGGAUCAAUUCAGGAUAACUGCAAUUAUAUUCAUCAUUUUAUUUCUCAUUUCAUGUAUCAUCAGUGCUUUUUUCUAUAUUUACUUUAAAAAGAAAAGGUCAGAGAACACGCCUGUCUCAUUAUCGACACUGCGGCCCGGACCAUCAUCAACAGAACCUGAAGGCUUAAUAGGCCACCACCAUCAGACAGGUAUAAAUGAUCAAUGUCUUGCUCUGCUCAGUCAUCAUCAUAAGAGCUUCCUUCAACAAGGUGGUAACAAAUACAGAGAUUCAUAAACAGACAUUUGUUUUUGGAGAGUGAGAGGCCUUUGAACACUCAGCCUUAAAUGGAAUGUCUCCAUCAAAUCCCUCCCCUCGGAGCUCAGAUGACCCUGCGAAAGAGCAGGCAGAAAGAGUGGAAGAGCCAGAAGGGAUGGAGGAUGCCAAGAACACAGUCUCCUAUAUUAACAUGAACAAAGCUUCUAUGAACUCACAGAGACUGAGGUGGCAUGGAAAGGGCCUGCAUGGGUCUGCACCAGGUCCUCUGCGUAUAUAUUAUGGUUUCCAGUUUAGUGUUUUCAUGGGAUUCUUUUGUGUGAGAAUUUGUUAGUCAUAUAUAUUCUUUUGGCCCCUUUUCCUCCUGGUGGCUUGUCUUGUUCACCUUUGAUGUGAUUGGAUUGGCUUUGCUUUUUUAUGUUUUGAAGAAAGUGAAUGAAUGAAUGGAUGAAUGAAAACCUAGUUACAAGGGUAAAGGUUAACAACUCAACUGUCAUUUAUAGCUGCGGGGAGAGGGAAAGCAGUUUUCUCCAAUAGUGACAUACCAACCACUCCAGUGCAGGCUUCAUGAUCAAGAGUAGCUGACUAACCUAUAUGGACUCCAUAUAUAUUUCUUUUUGUUUUAUUUUGUGUUGUUGGAUUUUUUUUUUAAAAAAUAAAUUGUAUGCUUCAA
Molecule: messenger RNA, 1859 nt
Organism: Microtus oregoni (creeping vole)
Lineage: Eukaryota; Metazoa; Chordata; Mammalia; Rodentia; Cricetidae
Product: OX-2 membrane glycoprotein-like
Exons: 7
Coding region: 224-1207 (327 amino acids)
Biological process (GO): regulation of immune response; negative regulation of macrophage activation
Molecular function (GO): cell-cell adhesion mediator activity
Source: RefSeq, a predicted model, not a curated record